AUGUCGUUUAAGAAACCGACGAGCAGCUUCGCGUGGCGGCUGAACAUCUCCGCCGGACCUCCGAGCCCUCCGCCGAACCUCCGCCGGACCUCCGAGCCCUCCGCCGAACCUCCGAGCCCUCCGCCGAACCCUCCGCCGAGCCCUCCGCCGGACCUCCGAGCCCUCCGCCGAACCCUCCGCCGAGCCCUCCGCCGAACCUCCGCCGAACCUCCGAGCCCUCCGCCGAACCCUCCGCCGAGCCCUCCGCCGGACCUCCGAGCCCUCCGCCGAACCUCCGAGCCCUCCGCCGAACCCUCCGCCGAGCCCUCCGCCGGACCUCCGAGCCCUCCGCCGAACCCUCCGCCGAGCCCUCCGCCGAACCUCCGCCGGACCUCCGAGCCCUCCGCCGAACCUCCGAGCCCUCCGCCGAACCCUCCGCCGAGCCCUCCGCCGGACCUCCGAGCCCUCCGCCGAACCUCCGCCGGACCUCCGAGCCCUCCGCCGAACCCUCCGCCGAGCCCUCCGCCGAACCUCCGCCGGACCUCCGAGCCCUCCGCCGGACCUCCGCCUCUUUCGAAGCGCCGGACAGCCGCCGGCCGCUGGCUAAGGCACGUUAGCAUGUGUGAGAGCAGGGCGGUUCCGAGCGGAAAGGUGUACCGGCAGCUGUUCGACGCUCAGGUUCAGCUGUCCAGAUCUUUGCUGGCUGGACGGAGAGACACGAGGACAAACUGUCUUUCUGCAGAAGACAGCAACACGCUCUGCAGUACAACCAGCAGGAGAUUCUGUCCUCCCUCCAUCAGGAGACAGCGGUCUGAUGAGGAUGAGGAUGUUGAUGAUGUCAGCAGACUUCCUGACUCUGUGGUGGUCGAUCAUCCGAGCUCCGAUGUGGUUGAACGACUGACAGAGACAAAACGCAAAAGACAUGAAGAUGCUCUGAAUCAGCUGGAGGCAGAACUCACAGAGCUCACACAGGUGUGUGAGACUCAGGUGAGGGCUGUCAGUGUGGAGCUGCUGUCCUCUCUGCGGGAGGUGGAGCUCAGACUGAACACCCUGAAGGACAGAAUGGAACACCUGGAACACCUGGAAGACGUGAGUCUGCAGGAAGUGUGUGUUCUCUGGGAGGAGGUGGAGGAGCAGGUGAAGAUGAAGAAGAUCACAGCGAUGGAGCUGAACCACAAACUGACCAAAUGCGAGACUGAACGAACCAACAAGAUCAGAGUUGUGCUGAGGAAAUACUGCCAUCUGCUGGAGAAGAUCAGCUUCCUGCUUCCACCUGAUGUCCACACGCUGAUCCACAACGAGGCCACGGUGUUGAAUCAGUCUCUUCUGGCAAAUCGUCGCUGCCUGGCUCGCCUAAUCCUGCUCCUCCAGGAGGAGAACCUGCAGAAGGAGUCGCUCCUCCGUCUGAACUGGGAGGACUGUCUAAGACGCUGGAGGAGGAUCAGGGUCAGCGAGGUUAUCGACCACUGCAGGAAUCUGUGCAGCAGUGAGCAGGAUCAGCGGCUGGUCUCAGUUCAGCAGGCGGUUCAGGACCUGAAACAGACUCAAGGAUAUCUGACAGAACAACGUGGAGACAUCAUCAGCAAGAUCUGCUCUCUGGUCCCGCCCUCCUGCUCCACUGCUCUGGUCUCUGAUUGGUUCAAGCAGCUGACAGAAGUCAAUCAGCAAAUCAACAGUCUUCACGCCGACUUCCUCCAUCAGCUGCGCUGUUCUUAUGAACAGACGUGGCAGGAUCGACUGGCUGAGGUGCAGCGAUCGAAGGAGGCGCUCUCAGCUCUGCAGCUGUCAGAGGAGGAGGUGAACAACGUCGUCAGCUCUCAGCUCCUCACGCUGGUUGGACGAAGCCAGACUCGGGAUGAAGGGCGACUGGCGGCUUUAGACCUGUGUUGUGAGUCUGUGGACCGUCAUGCCUUCAGUCUCAGCAGGUGUGUGUUUGUUCUGAUGAGAGAAGCAGCGUUGCUAUGGGAGACACACAAACGGAGGUUAGAGAGGAGAGAAGAAGAACUACAGCAACACUUGGACAACCUCAGAGGCUCACAGCAGCAAAAUAUACAGAGGAAGAAGAUGCAUCUGGACGACCUGCUGGCUGGACUCCGUCAGGAGAGCAAUGAGGACACUCUGAAGACAUCUCUGGACAAAACUGUCGACUACUUGCAGGACCUCAAACGCGGGUACCGCAGGACUCAGGAUGCUAAUGCUCAUGUAGAGUCACCACAAGGACCAGAAUGUGUUCUCUGUAACGACGAAGGAUGUUUGUGACCGGUUUGAUGUUUGUUGCU
Messenger RNA from Scatophagus argus, 2258 nucleotides. It is a transcript of the gene ccdc180, whose product is annotated as coiled-coil domain containing 180. NCBI's taxonomy places the organism in Eukaryota, Metazoa, Chordata, Actinopteri, Scatophagidae. The record is from RefSeq and is a predicted model, not a curated record. The transcript is spliced from 15 exons. Bases 1 to 2238 code for a protein of 745 amino acids.